GCUUCAUACCUUAAGUUUUUCGGCUAAUAAAAUGUUGAGUUUAUAGUAAAUCAUAUUGUUUGUUGUUUCAGUGUAUGAGGAUGCGAGCCGGUGUGUGGUGGAGCGCGGCGGCGCUGACGCUGCUCGCCGUCACCAGCGCAUUGAGGACCACACAGGUCGAAGGUGCGUCGAGAACAAGCCGAAGGCUGCCAGCACCAACAGCUGCAGAUGGCAACAAUGUACCCAGUUCUGGUCAAGAAACCGUGCAACCAACAUUCAGGCCUAGAACGAGUAGGAGACGAGAGGAAACUACUACUGCGCCAAGAGAAGUAACGCGGACGAGGACGAGAUACAGGCCAGAGGUUGCAACGACCACGGAACAACCACAAGCUUCAAGUGCUAAAAACGAACGAUUCGAUUCGAGAAGAACUCGGACGCGCAGUCAACCAAUUAACAAUGAACCUAACAAAGACGCUUCACUAACAAGAGAAUCUUCAAUUCGGAACAGGUCUAGAGGAGGUAGUAGACGACCUACUUCAGCUGCCACAUCAACUCAGGCACCUGUAGAAUUGACGUCUCCCAUUAUUGACGAAAGCAGAAUUGAAGUUAUAAAUUCUAACUUAGAUGACAUUACAAAAAUAACUAAAGAAGAUACCGCUACAACACAAUUUAGACGUAGAAGUUCUGUGGCUCCAAGUACUGAGAGCGUAGCACCGAGGAAAUCACGCGGGCGAGUCAAUAAUAGAGCAAACGCAAGGUCUCUAGAUCUCGCCGUGUCAGGCACGACUAACACUUUAUCGAUUGCCGACCCCACUACAGCUCGAACAUCUGCUGACUUGAGAAAUUCUAGGAAGUUAAGAUAUAAAACUCGGCCAUCGGAAACAGAUACAAAUUUAACAGGUGAAGGACUCGUUACAGCUAACGAAGUCAUUAAGUCUAGUCAGAAUAAAGAGAGUAUUACUAGUCAAGCAGAAACCCAAACUGCCGCUCCAACAGUUGUUGAAACUAUUGUUCAACAGAGCACAGAACCGAACAAACCGAAAACAACGACUUUGAAAGUGACGAAGGUUGUAAGACGCCCUUUAGGAAGAGGAAAGUUAAACUUUAGGCCAACUGUUACAUUGCCUAAAACUCCGGUGGAAGAUGACAUUUCUGAAGAUGACAAUUAUCCUGAGAGUUUUAAGGCAUUGAUACAAGCCAAAAAUGCGUCGACACAGGCGAGCUCUCCAACCAGCGAGAGUUUGUCACUGAAAGCAUCUCAAAAAGUUUACAAAUCCUUCUCCUCGUCACCACAGUCAACACUUACUGGACCUGGCACAAACAAAUACUCAAGGCUACGCAACAAAGCGGCCGCAGAAAAUUCAAAAAACGAAAAGGAAGAUUCUGAGAGGAAAGCGUUCGAAACUACUGUUGCACCGGAAGCGUCGAAGCCUACUUCAGAAUAUAAACCGAGAGGCUCUUAUGCCCCAAGAAGUAGGAAGUCUACCUUUACUUCGUCGUCAACGUCCAACAGUAACUCCCAAAGUACGGAGAAACCAAUUUUCAAAUAUAGCAGGAAGUUCAAAGCGUCUACAACGGAAUCUCCUAAAUCGGAAGUAAUUAAGAGUAAAACAGUUGAUUCGAAUAACGCGGUAAAAAAAUCAUUUGUGCGACCCGCAGUUUACUCAAGAAAAUUUAAGGGUAAAUCACUAAGCAGCACCGAAAUGUCAUCAACAGAAAGUGUAAAAAAUGAAAUAUCUGAAAACAUUCCUAAAAAAAUGACUUUACCAAGAACUUCAUAUUAUUCAAGACUGAGAAACAACGUUAAAAAUGAAACAACUACAACAACAACUGAAUCUGUAACCGAAGCAAGCAGUGAAACUCCUCCGAAGAAAACCGAGGAAACACUUGACACUCCUCUUGUGUACGCUUUACUAAACAAUUCAGAAGAAGGAGAAGCGGUAAGGGUUGCUAAACAACCAGAAAAUAAUAACAACCAAAUGUUUUUGAUAUCAGUCACAAGUACAGAAUCUUUUGAAAAGACAAAUAACGACGUACUUAAUACGGCAGAAGAAUCUGAAAAUAUGCCCGUUAUUAACCUUACACCGACUAUAACAUCGAGACAUGACACUGACAGAUACAGAUAUCAUGCUAAUUACAAAGAUCAUAACGCAACGAAUGAUAUCGAAAAGGAAAAGCCGUCCUCAACUGUAUUCCCUCCUGUAAGAAAUCUACAAACAAGAAAAUAUGGACGUAAUCGUAAAUCUAAAGAUGGUUCAGAGACCGGUUCUGUAACGACUCCUAAACCUAGAGACAGAAGUAUUAGGAAGUACAGUGAAUCUUUCUCCAAGACGACCGAGGCCUCAACAAAUGGGAUAACGCCUGAACCAGAUAAAUCUAAGAGUAGGUUCAGUUCUAAAUACAGAGCUGCAUAUCUAGAUAAACCAUUUUACAAACCCACUGUACCUACCAUUACAUCAUCAACUGUAGAGGGAGAAGAGAUACAAUUAGGGCCAGACAUGAACGCUAUUUCCUUUACUCAGACACGAAGGACACUGUCCUCAGCAGACUUGAAACUGUCCGAGAGUCUGGUUAAGCCUUCACAUGUAAUGAACGUUGAGGCAUCACAUCACUCGCCGUCAGUUACUAUCUCAAUAUUUGAUGCUCUUGCUGAAAUACUCACGUCCACACCCAAACCACGAAUUUCGUCAACAACUGAAGUAACGAAAAUCCAAAACCUUAAUACUGAUGUUAAACAAAUACUCAACGGCGUGAGUAGCAACAUUAAUGUAAAUAGUGUCGGAGGCUUACCGAGUCUGGACACAUUAAUGUCGACCAACGCCGAUGUAAGCACUACUACUAAAUCUGUACAGCCCACUGUUCAGGCCACACCAAAUGUGAUUAACAGUAUUUUGGUCGAGGGAACUGUUACACAGUCACUAAACACAGAGAACGGAAAUGUUAAUCCUGUGAAUACACCGCAACCUCCCACUCCCACUCCCACUACUCCUGUUUCCGCAAGGAGACCAUUUGCCAUAAGAGUGUUAUACUCCGAUACAGAACCGCCUACAGACAAACCCACGACUGCAUCUACACCAACUCAGGGAUCGACUGACAGCCCGAAAAUGGUAUAUAACACUGUGUCUGAUCUUUUGUUGUCCAAUAACAAUUUAGUAUCUUCUGAACUAACUAGCAUGUUGUCAAAUAACAUUAUAAAUAUUAUAGAAAAUAUGGAUGAGAAUAGUAGAUCGAAGUUAAAAAGUUUAGAUAUGGCGAAAGUUUUAAGGAGUUUAAUCCCCCGAGCUUUAGAUGGACUUGCGACUGUACUAGACAAUGCUGAUUCGAUUCCAAUCACAACACCUUACAGUUUGGAGGACAUUAAGGAUACUGAAAAUAUUGAUAUUGAUGGUAUAGAAUCCAAUAAUGCUCUCCAAAGUGUAGACACAGCCAGUACUGUAAAUAUCACUGUAGAUAAUAGAAUUGUACCCAAUAGUGUUACACAAUCCCCCACUACUGUAAAUAGCCCUGUCACACAGGGGGCCACAACAAGCACAAGGUCUGUAUCUAACAGCCAGGCGACGACAGUUGCUUCUAUAACUACAGCCGCAGUUACUUCUGAACAAUCUAGUUCUGCAGCUCAAAAUACUUUGACAACCACUACAGCAAUUCCUGCGUCGUCUGUCUCUGUAGAUACAGACUCAGUAAAUGUAGAUAAUGUAAGUGACAAACUUACUGAUACUAACAAACUUGUUCCUUUACCUUUUCUUACAAACUUCCAAAGCGGAGAUUUCACCACCAGCGAUUCAGGUGAAGUAGAUGACACCGCCACAACGCCAAUUAUAAAAUCCUUAUCCUUAGCAUCCUCUUCAGUAUCACCACCACGUGAUAAUGAUGAUAUACAGGAUCCUAGUCAGAUAUCACGAUUACAAUUAUGGGUACUAUCAAAAAAAGCUAGAGUACUGAAAAUGAUAGAAGACAUUAUCCGACAACACAAUGACGAAAUAGCUACGGCCCCACCAUUGACUGAUUUUGUUAGCCCAUCUGGCAACAUUAAUUUAUCAGAACGAUUGACUAAUAUAAUGAAUACAAUGAUUUCCACGACUGAAUCUGUGACGACCAAUGACGUAGAUUCCUCCUCUCCUAUGCCAUCCCAAUCCUUUGUCAUCAAUCCUCUUUCCACCCUCAAUUUAGAAACAACUACAAGUGGGACUCCACCUAGUCUCACCACAAUGGCAGCAUCCUCAGAUAUGGUAACAACUACUGUUCCAUCUACAACUGUGUCAAUUUCUUCUCGUUUCGGCUCUGAGGAAGCAACGGGUUCGUCUUCUGAUGUUACUACCAUAACCCCUGAAAAUUAUGUUACCAUCAAUGACAUCACAAGUACCACACCUACACCCACUACAGAUGGUGCACCAGAUGAAGUGUUGAGUCGACUUCAAGAUGGUACUGUCACAACAACAGAUGCUACUACAGAGACAAUGGAAACAACAACAGCUGCGGCUAACGCCGAGAUGACAACACAGCUGGAUGUCGAAACGACUACAGUCAACACAGACACAACAACAAUCACUGACGCUUCAGACAACAACACUACACAAACAACUGUUAGUACUUUGAGCGUUGGAACACCCGCUAUUCCGAAAAAAGAUUACGUCAUUUUCGGAAUAUUGCCUAACAAUACAGUGAUUACUCCAACGGCACUUAAUAUUAAAAGCAGUAACGGUAUAACUACCACAAUUAUGCCAGAAAAAAGCACUGCCUCGCAUGUAUUGAAUUUACGCACAACAACAAUGCUACCUUCUAUUGAUGAGAUUCUGCUUAAUAGUAUAUCUUCGGCCGCUAAACAGGAGAUGGUCAUAUCAGAAAUGACGAGCUCUACUCGCGAACCAAGAAUAUUAACACUGGAUAUUGAUCCGGAGACGAAGCAAAUACGAACGGAAAAACCUGGAGAAGGUGACGGUGGAGCGGUAUUUAAAUUUAUACCUAUAGACGAGGUUAUGGUACAACCACAAAACACGAAUGUAUUGCAACUGGCUUCUACAAAAUCUCCUCCGUCUACAAACUCAAUACAAUCUGAAACUCAGUCGAUGCAAACAGUGACCGAAAUAAAUAUGCAGACACCACCAAUACAAAUACAAGAGACUACUGCAAACGUCGCAACAACGACUACUCAAGGAACAACGAGUGUUGGCCCUGAAACAACUGUGGUAUCUUCGCUAUUUACGAGUGCUCCAGUAACUGAAUCAAUUACUACAACUGAGGCAACAACACUACCACCUACAACGACUACAACGGCAGCGCCUACUACUACCACAACUGAGCCUACGACUACUAUAACCACAACCACAACUACUACAACAACAACAACGCCGGCCCCGACGACAACAACUACGAGUACUACAACUACAACUCCGGCCCCCACCACUACUACGGCUCAGACCACAACGACACAGUUGCCAACAACAACGCAACCUACAACAACAUUUCAACCUACAACCUUAAGUCUUCAGGAAGAGUUAAAGAGAUAUCAAGAUGAUGUGCAGUUACUGCAAACUCUACUUCAGGCCACGGGACGAAAUCCUAAAACCUUGAAUCUUAACCUGAAUCCACUAGGGCUGGAUGAUUUUACAACAACUGUUAGACCAACAACUACAACCAGAGCAACAACUACUACAACCAGAGUACCAACAACUACUCGACCAGCAACUACCACUCCAACAAAUGACCCAGCGAAACUGUUGCAAGCAUUAUUCACAAAUCAAAACAACCCAUCAACGUUAUCUAUUCCAAACCUUGGCGGCAACUUGAGAGUGACAACUCGACAGCAAGCCACUACUACAUCUCGAUCUAUAGAAGAGGAUAUUAAACAGUUCGAAGCAGACACAAAAUUGUUGCAAGCUCUUUUACAAGCUACAGGCCAAAACCCUGCCUCUCUAAACAUACCCACAUUAGAUAGUCUAACAACCCUUAGAGUUCCUACUACAAUACAAACUACUCCACCAACAACAACGCCAAUAACAACCACAACGCCAACAACUACCACAAGACCAACAACAACACAAACAAUUGAAGACGACCUCAAACAAUUCCAAGAGGAUACAAAAUUAUUGCAGGCUCUUUUACAGGCAACAGGUCAAAAUCCAAACAAUUUGAACAUCCCAGUAAUAUCUGGUGUAACGUCCAACGUAAGAAUCGCUUCGAACAUUCAAACAACGUCGCUAGGGUCAAACCCAACAACACCCUUGAACGUUAGGCCUGUAUAUACGACUACUAACGGGCCAGUGUUUCAGACCUUCGCUCCUAGAUCAGUUACUACUACUACGUUACAGCCUGUGACCGGGAUUUCUACAACUUUCCAACCUUUCAACCGGGGAAGACAAACCACAACUGUUAGGAGUGCCCCAACAACACUGACUGGUCGUCGGGCGCCGUUCAAUGGGUUUACAUCCACCACAGAAAUGCCAAGCUCUUCCACCUUCUCUGUUGAAGAAGAUUUGGCUUUCUUGAACAAUUUGAAAACUGUUCUAAAAACAAAUCCUAACAACGAAGAUCCUGAGGCAGCUCUCGCCAAUCGUAUCAUAGCACUUGCUGUUGAAAAAAGCCUCAAUGAGAUACAAACCGGCACUAGUGAAACAGUCCGUACUGGGAAAAAUAUAGAUGUCAGUGGAAACAACUUGAUACUAUCUACAAAUAGACCUGUGACUACAACAACAACACCUACAACCACAACCACUACAACAACUACAACCACACCAAGACCAACCACCACACAGCGACCAACAACAACUGUCAAUGGACCAUCCAUAGAAGAUGAUAUCCGACAGUUCCAAGAAGAUACUAAGCUACUCCAAGCUUUACUUAAAGCUACAGGACAAGAUCCAUCCAAACUCAAUAUACCCACACUACCCAACCUGAAUGUGAGUCCCAAUCUACCAAAUGGUGCUAACGAUGACUUGAACCUUCUCUCAAAUCUGCUAGCUUCACCAUCGCCGCUGAACGAACCUUUUGAUUCGCUUACUCCGAAACCUCCCGCUAACAGUAAUGUUAAGGGAUCUAAAAGCAGUGUACCGACAACAGCUUUGCCGUAUGGCGCAAAGAUAGCUGUUAAGGAUGACUUAAAAAGUGAACAAGAUGAUGAAAAGUUGUUACAAACUUUGAUCAAAUUACAGGGCGCACAGGAGACUACGACGCAAAAGAGCAAACUUACUAUAACAGGACAAUCGUCAGAUGAGGCCUUGAAAAAUCUAAUUCAACAAACACAGCCAACCGGCGGCAUGGUCUCUGAGGCCACGCGAGCGCCUAUGUCUUUAAGCACCGAGUAUGGGAAGAGCAACGACGCGUUGCUGGCUGCUUUGUUGAAGGAGCAAGGCUUCGGUCCAACUACGGCAAGUUCCUUGGAUGAACAACUUCGACUCGCUGCUUUACUGAACCAAGUGGUAGUGACGCCGAAGGCGAGGCGGACGACGACGCCUCCGCCGCCGCCACCGCCGGCGCCGCGCAGGCCCAUCCUGGACGGGCUGGCGUGGCUGUGGCAGCAGUGGCGGGAGACGGCGCCGGGCCCGGGCGGGGCGCCGCGCCCCAGCCGGCGGCCCGAGCCCGCGCCCGCCGCGCGCCCCGCGCCCUCCGUCGCCUCCUCAACUAGCAAUAGGGUCAACUGGUUUGGCUCUGGGCCUUUCGUCGGCAACGCUGAUGAUAGACCAACAAAUCGAAUACCGCUGGAGCCACCGAGGGCCGUGGCCUCCGAGCAGUCCCCAGGGAGAGGGCAGCUUGUGUCCGCGGCUAUUAACGUCACGAGAGCAUUCUCACAGUUCUUAGGAGCUGCGAUACAGGGUGCUGCCCAAACGGUCCAGAGUGUAAUCCGGGCCGGACAGCGAGCCGCAAGCGACGCCUACGUCAACGGAUCCGGCGGUUCCGGGUAAACCGGACAACCGAACCUCUGUUCAUAGGACUCCAAGAGUUGGACUCGAAACUUUUACGAAAGUGUCAUAGUACGCACUAUGUGUUGCAAGUGCUCAAAUGUAAAUAGUCGGUGAUAAAGUGUAAGUUUUCAUUACGUCGAUUUUGGAAAUGUCUUUAAAAAAGUUCGGUUAUAUCCUCGCAAUGGAUCAAAACAUGUUGGGUAACUAACUGGCAUAAAUGCUUUCGUGUUUUUAUAAAAAAGAAAAAUAAAUUGAUUUUGCGAAAAAUGUUGAGCAUCUAUGACAUUAGUUACCCCUCCCAUGUUUUCGUAGAACUAAAUUCCUUAAACAGUUCCUAAGCAGAGGUGUCAAACAUUUUCGAUCGACGUAACUGAAUAGGAAACUAAAUGACUUUUGUAAUAUAUUUUGUAAAUUUAAAUGAGCGUCAUCUUAGGUUGAAAACCUAAUCGUCUGAUCUAGACUUAGGUAAACAAUGUGAUGUUAGCACUACCUUAGUCUGUAUUAUUUAAAAAUAUUAUUAUUCAUUUCUGACUAUUUUUGUUUUUAAGAAACUAAAAAUAUACAACUAUUGUAUUUUGUUUCUAUGAGAUGAUUUACGCUUUUAUAGAGAAAAUUCUCGGUAAAUUGGUUCGCUUAGCAUUUAUAUGGGUUAAAAUUGGUAGCUUUCUUUUAUUUAAACAUUCAAUUAUAAUAAUCGGUGAUCAUUUGUAUUAAGCAUAAAAACUCAUUGAACUACAAUCUUUAAAAAAGUACUUACCCUACAAAUUCAGAAUAAUUUAAUGCUUGCUGAAAAAGUCGGAAACGUCAGUUAAUUUGGAAAUGAUUCUGAUGUCAUUUCUACGAGUGUCUUGAUUUAGAUAUUAAUAAAAAUAAUUCGAUUAGUUAUUUUAUCAUUAUAAUUCGACGAUGUAACUCUAGUUGUAAGUAUCUUUGUAAUUUUAAGCCUAAUUGUGCAUUUACAUCGAAGUUACGGUUUGUAAAGCAACUUAAAGACUCAAAACACAAAGAUUAUUUUUGUUUAAAUCAAAUAUUCUAUUAUUCCACAAUGCCAAUAUUCAAUCAACAAAUUCUGCGUCUUUCAAGUUUUUUUUUUAAGAUAAACUAAAAAUAUUAAUGAUAAAAAUAUAACCCCUACCUCAGAAAUGCUAAAAAGGUGAAAAACCGUCACGUUUUUUUUUAAACAGUUUGCUUUUUUGUUUUUUUGUAAAGUUUUCUAAACAAAAAGUAACUUUGAUGUGGACGCACCUUUACAUGUGCCAUUAGCACGUGCUUGAUGUACUCGCUUCUACGUUCUUCAGCUUUUAUUUAUUUAUUUAAGACAAACUUCAAUUAUCUGAAUUUCCAGUCUGGUUCUUUAUAAUAUUUGAAAACGCUUAAAUUAUAAAAAAUGGUAACCAUU
Messenger RNA from Trichoplusia ni (cabbage looper), 9276 nucleotides. Its product is annotated as mucin-2-like. NCBI's taxonomy places the organism in Eukaryota, Metazoa, Arthropoda, Insecta, Lepidoptera, Noctuidae. The coding region runs from base 75 to 7877 and encodes 2600 amino acids. The record is from RefSeq and is a predicted model, not a curated record. The transcript is spliced from 13 exons.